AUGCCGAUCGUGCUCAGUACAAUACUCGCUUCAAGUUCAGCCGCAAUCGUUUGGAUCGCCAUGGACUUUGCAUUUUCUAAAGAGAUAUUAAACGUUGAAGAAGGAAGAGGAGUGCUGGUUGACGACUCAAGUGUGCCUCAAAUAAUUCCCCUCACGAAGCGGAAGAUCUCUAUGAUUUCAGUGACUUCCGGUAUUGUCAGUGGCCUAGUUGUGGUGACGCCUGGAGGAGGCUACAUAUCUUCCAACAAUGAUUUCUGGAAAUCGAUUAUUUUCGGGGUAGCAGGGGCUGUCUUUAGUAACUUGUCUACCAGGUUAAAGUACUAUUUCCAGAUCGAUGAUGCAUUGGACGUGUUUGCGAUACACGGAGUUGCGGGCAUUGUGGGCUCAUUGUUGACUGGAAUAUUUGCCGAUAACUUGUAUGCAUCUAAAGGAGGCUGGGUUUCAGGUCAUUGGAAGCAGUUUGGAAUACAGCUACUAGGUUUGGUGGUCACUGGCGCUUAUGUCUUUGUCUUGACUGUCUUUUUCUUGUACAUUAUUGAUCUAAUUCCCGGAUUUCAUCUCCGCAUAGACAAGAACUUCAAUCGAAGGGAAAGACAAAAGAAGCAGGUGAGAAAAGAGCAACCAAAUGCAGAGUUGGAGCUGCAGGCUUCAGCUUUCACAAAUGAGAAACUUUCAAAACAAGAACAGGAUUAUUGGGAGCUGGUCGAACUACUAGGUUCUGACAACUACGAGUUCAGCGGUGAAUAUAUGAUGGAUUUCAUUGAAUUCAUCAAAGUUAUACGGCCGGAAGACUACGUUGAGAAUGAGGAGAUUCUACUUCUGAAUAAUGAAAGUGUGGGUGUUCACAAUUCUGGCAACCAAUAUCACCAAAACGAGGGAGAAUGUAAUCAGAGAAAGAAUUAA
This is a messenger RNA of Lodderomyces theae, 903 nucleotides long. RefSeq lists its product as uncharacterized. Gene Ontology annotation, biological process: ammonium transmembrane transport. The transcript has a single exon. Gene Ontology annotation, cellular component: plasma membrane. Gene Ontology annotation, molecular function: ammonium channel activity. NCBI's taxonomy places the organism in Eukaryota, Fungi, Ascomycota, Pichiomycetes, Serinales, Debaryomycetaceae. Bases 1 to 903 code for a protein of 300 amino acids. The record is from RefSeq and is a predicted model, not a curated record.